Molecule: messenger RNA, 1296 nt
Organism: Tachyglossus aculeatus (Australian echidna)
Lineage: Eukaryota; Metazoa; Chordata; Mammalia; Monotremata; Tachyglossidae
Gene: CAGE1
Product: cancer antigen 1
Exons: 6
Source: RefSeq, a predicted model, not a curated record
AGCACCAGUUCUUGGAGUUGUGUGGGAUUUCUAGAAACCUGCAAGACCCAAGGCACUGAACAGAACUUUGAAAGCCUGCAGCCUCUGGAUGGGGCUUUAGCUCUAAAUGAAGAUCUAAAGAGGUUAAUGCAGGAGCAUAAAGAGCAGCAAAUCAAAAUCACACACCUACAGUGUGAGAACACGUUUUUAGAGAGCCAGAUUAAAGAUUUCCAGAUGAAAUUCUUCAAUCAACAAGUAUUUAUUGAUUUCACAAAUGAACUGAGAACAAACAUUGAAAAUCUAAUCGAAGAGAAGUACAGGAUCAUCCUAGAAAAGAAUGAGGUGGAAAAUUUGGUGAAGAGGCUGCAAGAGACUUUAUCUGACUCCCAAAAACUCCUUUGUAAAUCUAGGAGUGAAAAAGAUACUUUAAUGCUGGAGCUUGAAAAACUUAAUGCCAACUAUGGCUUCCUUCAGGAAAGGCACCAGGGGGAGGUAGAGGAAAAGCACAAAUACCAAAGUCGUUUCUUAGAGGUGGGCAACACCCUGAGCCAGAAAGAGGAGCAAAUACUGGCUCUGCAGCAGCUGAAGGAAGAAACGGAGAAGACUGCCUUUUCUGCUCUGGAGACAGCGAGGAAAGAAAAGGAGAGUGUGGAACAGAAGCUCCAGGCCGUGCAGGGGGAAUUUCAGAAGUACCAGGAAGUAAAGUUGGCAGAAAGGCAGGAGUUGAGAUCCAAUUUUAGUAAACUGAUUACUCACAUUAAAAUUUUGCAAGCUGAUUUUGAAAACGAAAAGGCUAUGAAUCAUAAGCUGCAACAGCAGCUAGCCAAAGGACAAAAUGGGCACUUAAGGCUUCAGCAACUUAGAGCGAGGAGUCGGGAGCAAAACUCUCCUGGAAAAUUGGAGGCGGCUCAGUGGGAACAACUGCUUAAUGAAGUCGCGGAGUCAGGCGUGUCAGAGGUACCAAAAGCUUUGGCUCAAAAGAGCCACUUCUGUCUUGAUGACAGUGGUAAUGCAGGUUUAUCCUCAGAUCCCAGCAGGCCUUACACAGAACAUUGCAAAGAAAGUGAGAAAGCAGCUCUGCUGGUGGAAAAAAUGAAGCGCUUAAACCUUAAAAGGAAAAGCUUGGAAGAGGAGGAAAAGAGGGAAGAGGAGGAAAAUGACCACCUCUCAGCUGCAGCACAUCGAGAGUGCAAUGUCCCACAGUCCUGGCCAGGGGAAAGGCAGGUAGGUCUGAGUGCCAAAGUGAUGCAUGAUAGUUGGGAGGAAGUGACCUUAGAAGAAGAAAAAUUCUGGAGGAGACUCCUUGUCAGUCCAUAG